Molecule: messenger RNA, 4331 nt
Organism: Ostrinia furnacalis (Asian corn borer)
Lineage: Eukaryota; Metazoa; Arthropoda; Insecta; Lepidoptera; Crambidae
Product: DNA ligase 4
Exons: 13
Coding region: 175-4158 (1327 amino acids)
Biological process (GO): double-strand break repair via nonhomologous end joining; nucleotide-excision repair, DNA gap filling; DNA biosynthetic process
Cellular component (GO): DNA-dependent protein kinase-DNA ligase 4 complex; DNA ligase IV complex
Molecular function (GO): protein binding; DNA ligase (ATP) activity; ATP binding
Source: RefSeq, a predicted model, not a curated record
GGUUUUUCUGUGAAUCGACUGCUGCUGGCUGAUUGUUUUGAUUGAUAAAUGGUCCAACAAUUUGUGUUUUAAGUAAGCAGUAACCUCAGAAUAUAAGGUGUUGGCGAAUGAGACAUAAACUGUAAGUACGACGUACUCCCUAUAUAAAUAGUCUUGUCUCUAAAGCAUUGUAAAAUGGAUUUAGCAUUACCUGGGUCUUCUUCAAUGGAUAUGGAAAUCGAUAUCAAUCCUGAGAAAGAUUUAACUAGCAAAUUUCUAAAUGGUGAAAUGUCGUUUGCCGAAUAUUCAAGCGAGUGGUAUGAUGUUGAGGAUGAAGAGGAUAUUGAUGAUACAAGUAAACCAAGCGACGAGGAUCGUUUAUCGCCUUCUGCCCAUUUUAUGGAAAAGGGCACACUUCGGCGUCGUAAGUGCACACGACUAUCACCAGCUCUGAUGGGUUUGAUGGGUGAAGCCAAUUUAAGAUUUGUAAGAGGUGACAAAGAAAUGGCAGAGAAAAUGUGUCAUGAAAUUAUUAAACAAGUGCCUACGGCUCCAGAACCAUAUCAAACACUUGCACAAAUAUAUGAGCAUGAUGCUGAAAAAUCACUUCAGUUUUCAUUGUUAGCUGCACAUCUCCGUCCAUCAGAUGCUAAUGAGUGGUUGAGACUGGCAAACAUUUCCAAUCAAAAAAAUGACACCAGGCAAGAAAUGCUGUGCUACACUCAAGCAGUCAGAGCUGAUCCUCAUAAUUUAGACAUUCAUUUGAAAAGGCUUGAAGUUUUAUCUAUUUUGGAAGAUAUGAAGUACCCUGUGCAUACCAUGAAUGUCAGCCGUGUCAAAUGCUAUCACAAAAUAGUGACAUCUCUGCCUGCAAGUGAAGGAGAAGUGAUCAUGAAGUAUGCUAAAAUGGCUGCAACUUUGUACCACAAUAGCAAUGAGGUUGAGAGAUCUCUUGAAGUUAUGGGUGCUGCAUACAAAAAAUGCUCCUCUCUCUUUACCCACGAAGAUUUGAAUAUACUUUUGGAGCUGCUAAUUUUACGAAAACAAUAUCAAACAUGCUUAGAUAUAUUUGUAGCUAAUGUUGGUGUGGAGAUUGAAGCUGAAAUACAAACUGUAAAAAAUUCUGAUAAUGAUGCAAUUGAAGAACACACAAAUUACUUGAACUGUUCUAUUCCAGAAAACUUGCAUAUUGAUUUGAAAAGCAAAUUACUAGUUUGUUUCAUACAUUUAGGGUCUAUUAAUUUAGUUCAAACCCUUUUACAAGAUUUUUUAUCUAAUGAUGUGGAAAAGGCUGGUGAUUUAUACAUGGAUAUAGAGGAAGCUCUAUCUUCUGCUGGCUACCAUGAGUUAGCUAUGAAACUAUUGGAUCCUUUAGUUAAAAAUAAUAGUUUCGAUCUUGGCGCUGUUUGGCUUAAACAUGCUGAAUGUCUUCAUAACUUAGGAAGAGAGGAUGAUGCCAUUGAAUCAUAUUAUAAAGUUCUAAAGCAUGUUCCUCAGCAUCCAGAUGCCCGUCGAAAAUUAUUUACCAUUUUAGAGAAAAAGGGAAAAAUUGAUGAAGCACUGAAUAUUUUGCAACAAGAUUACAGAUACAUUGUCAGUGCUAGCUUGCUUUAUGAACAAUGUUUGGCAUUAAAAAAGUAUAACCGCUUACUUAAAUACUUAGAAAAUACAAAUUUGUAUCCGAUUUUGAGGUUGUUAUUGCCUAAAUAUGAAAGAGAAAGAAGUCCAUAUAAUAUGAAAGAGACUAAACUUGCCCAAUUACUCGUCAGAGUGUUGUCUCUAAGCAAGCAGUCGCCAGCCGCUAAAAGAUUAAUUAACUUUAGAUCAGUAAGUAAUACUCAGGAUAGCGAUUUUGCUGGUGUGGCAUAUUACGCUCUAAAAGGAAUUCUUGGUAAAAACAAAGGCGAUCUUACUGUGGAGGAUAUCAACACAAUACUGGAUAAAAUUGCCACAGCUGAAGUUGGAAACAAAGCACGGGUUCUAAAUGAAGCAUUUGGAUAUGCUAUUAGACAUUUAACACCUGAACAGUUAAAAUGGUUUUUGAGACUUAUCCUCAAGGAUUUGAAACUUGGUAUUGAAACGAAACGUAUUUUGGCUGCCUUUCACCCGGAUGCUCCUGAAUAUUUUGAGACUUGCAAUAGCAUUUCUAAGGUGUGCGAAGAAUUAGAAGAUGGAGACAUACGUCCUUUAGAAAUGGGUGUUAAAAUGUUUUAUGCGAUUAGUCCUAUGCUCUCCGAAAGAUUGGACGUCACGGAGAUCCAUCGACAACUCUUUUUUGAUGGCACAACUUAUAUUGUGGAAAAUAAGUUUGACGGGGAAAGAUUUCAGAUUCAUAUGGAAAACGGGAUAUUUGAGUAUUUUUCAAGAAAAGGCCACAAGUAUUCUGAUAACUACGGUAAGACAUACGAGUCUGGCCUACUGACACCAUUCCUCAAGGACUGUUUUAACCCGGAGGUGGAGAGUUUCAUUAUUGAUGGGGAGAUGAUGGGAUGGCACAAAGCGAAUCAUUAUUAUAGUUCUAAGGGUAUAUCAUUUGAUGUCAAAAAGAUAACAGUCAGAUCAGUGUUCCGGCCUUGUUUUUGUGCAUUUGACGUCUUAUAUUACAAUGGCAAAGCGUUAGUGGGAUCCGCAGAAAGAGGAGGAGUACCACUCAAGGAAAGACUGGAGAUCCUAGACUCCAUGUUCACCGAUGUGACGGGAGUUAUCCAGCACAGCCGGAGAGAAACUGUCAAAGAUAGCACCGAUGUAUUGAACAAGCUAAAUGAAGCUAUAGAGAAUCAAGAUGAAGGGAUCGUGGUGAAAGAUGUGGAAUCAUACUACCUGCCUAGUCGACGAAACGCUGGGUGGUACAAAGUGAAACCGGAGUAUACUGAAGGAACUAUGGACGAUCUCGACCUCGUAAUAAUUGGAGCUGACGAAGCUGAAAAUAAGAAACAAGGUCGAGCCAAGAGCUUCCAUGUUGCUUGCCUCGACGUCACAGGAGGAGCCGAUGCCCCGCGCUGGGUGUCGGUGGGCCGCGUGGCCACCGGGCUGUCGUUCGACGAGCGCGAGCGGCUGUGCGUGGCGCUGGAGCGGCGCUGGGUGCCGGCCGCCGACGCGCCGCCGCCGCCCGAGCUCGACUUCAACAAGGAGAAGCCAGACUUCUGGGUGAUGCCGGAACAUUCCACAGUAUUACAGGUUCGCGCCACCGAACUCAUCCAAAGCGUGGGCUUCGGCACCGACUACACGCUGCGCUUCCCGCGCGUCGUCAAGAUCCGCGACGACAAGCCCGUCCGUGACGUCAUGACCCUCGAGGAGUUUAAUGCACUCGUCUCGAACAAAGGACCAGUUGUGAAGCUGAGCUCAACUCAAGUGCGGAAGGAAUCGAUGGGCGAAGGGAGAAGCCUCAGAAAGCGCGUCGCUAAAACAGUGAAGGUGGCGGACCAAUUCGUUACCACGCCUUCGAGCUCAGUGGAGGUGGUCUCCAAGGCCCUGCUUGGCAGGAAAGUGUGCAUCCUGUCGGACGACGACGACUGCAAGAAACUAGAACUGAGGAAUAUUGUAGAAUCGCACGGCGGGACUUUCGUUUCAAAUAUAGGUCCAGACACCUGGUGCGCAGUGGUCGGUCGGAUCACAAGAAGGGAGAACGAGAUAAUCAAAUCCCAAGAAGUGGACGUAACCACCACGGCCUGGCUGCGGUCUCUACCGCGCUCGGAGUCGCCGUGCAUUCUGCCACCGCUUGAAACGCUCGCCAUGAAAAAGGCGACCAGACUUGCUAUGAGCAAUGAUUACGAUUGCUUCGGCGACAGCUACACCGAGCCGAUAGAUGAGGCUACUUUGCGGAAAUGCUUUGAGAAGAUGGAUAGAAAUGAGCCGCAAAUCUACCUGACCAAUCGCGAGAUGCUGAGCCUGGACCGCGAGUUGUUCGGCGCCAGUAACCCGCACUCGUUCCUGCGCGCCUGCUCGCUGCACGUGGCGUGCCGCAGCGGCGCGCGCGCCUCCCAGGCCGCCAUGCGUGGCGCCGCGCGCGCCGACGUGCUAUCGCCCGCGCUAACGCACGUUGUAUUGCCGGCUGACGCGCCGCGUGCUGAGGUGGCGAGACUAAAACGCAAGCUUACAGCGACGAUUGUGUCCGAGAACUGGCUGGAAGCCUGCUUCGCGGCUAAGGCGCUUGUGCCUGAGGAUGAGUUUAUACUGUAAUUCGAUAAUCUUUCAUAUUCAUUUAUUCCAUAAAUCUUUUAAAGCGUAUAUCCAUAGUUUUAUACUAGUCAAGAGGCUAAAAGACUCGUGCUCUCGCCCGCGCUCACGCACGUAGUACUGCCGGCUGACGCGCCGCGUGCUGAGGUGGCGAGACUAAAACGCAAGCUUACAGC